Molecule: messenger RNA, 2271 nt
Organism: Stegastes partitus (bicolor damselfish)
Lineage: Eukaryota; Metazoa; Chordata; Actinopteri; Pomacentridae
Exons: 2
Coding region: 710-1570 (286 amino acids)
Source: RefSeq, a predicted model, not a curated record
UAAAGGCGUCACCAGAGAGCAAAGGGGUUUAUCAGAGGGUGAAGGGGUCACCAGAGGGCGAGGGGGUCACUGGAGGGGUCACUGGAGGGGUCAGUAGAGGGCGGACUAGAGUCCCAGCACAGAUGUGCACUAUUGGCCAGUUAGAAAGGAACCCAGCACCAGCUCCAUACUCAUGGUUUAGUUUUAAAUCACUCCUGAUUGUCUGAAAUAACGGUGACUUUUAUACUUUUCUUUUACAUAAAGUAUUUUAUUUAGAAUUUUUUAGAUUUAGAUUUCUAUAUUUAUUGCCUGUCUUGUUGUCGUUGAGCAGCCCAGUUUCAUUCACCAUGCCCAAGUCCUUUGUGUGCAAGCUCACUUGGCAAUUAAAGUGUCCUGUAUUCUGAUCAGGUCUAAGAGCCCGUCUAACGCAGAAGCUCUCAGGGUUCACUUAUUGUUGUGUGCAGUGGAAAGUUUUCGGUGCAUCUAAAUUAAAAAAAUUUUUUUUGUUUACAAACAAUGUAAAAUGUUAGUCAGAGUCCUGGUAUUUUUUUCUGGAAUAAAGGAGGAGACUUCAUCCCAGCAGCUUAAUUAAGGUACUUCCUCGUCUCCUCCUACAAGCUCCAGCCACUGUCAAAGUUUCAUUUACCAGGAAACCAAAACCUAAAGGCUAUCAGACUGCUCACCAGCAAACACAGAGAUCAGACCCUUGAAAGCUGCAGACUCAUGCAGGAUGAUGAAGGUCUCAGGAAGAGUCCCGGUGUGCUGCGUCACUCUGAUCCUCGUCCUGACCUCUGUAUCAGCUGUACAAAGACUCAACUCCAUCAGUGAUCUGAAGACAGUCGGUUUCGGCCAGUCGGUGCCCACUGAAGCUCUCGUGCUGCUCCACUGGUUUGCCAACACAGUGACCAUCGACAGUUACAACAUGAUAAGCCUCAACUUUGACCCAGACAACAGUGACUAUGGCGCACAUCAUUACGGCAACUAUGAAGGGCUGCUGGACCCGCUGGGAAACGCCCGAUACCGAUACUACACCAUCGGUAACAUCUACCAGGAGGGAGGGAUGCCACUUCCGCCUCAUGUUGUCCGCCCUCGGUACGAAUACGCAGGACGAAACAGGGCUCGAAUCAUCGUCAGAGUCAGGCAGCAGAACGUGGGAAGACAAGGUUUACAGAUAAUAGACGAAGUCUACAUCACACAGCAUCAUGAGAAUGGUCAUAAUUGGGGGACAGAGUAUGAUCCAGAUCAUACAUAUCUGGUCACCACGAACCUCCUGAGACAGAUCAGACAGUUCCCCAUGAACGGAGACCUGCGGCUACUGACGGAUCUCAGAAACCGCUUUGGAAGCCGCGCUGAUGAUUCCCAGUUAAGGAGUAUCAUAAAGUCAUGGAGCGACCUCGCCUGUCUUGGACUGUUGUUGUUUAUCGUUGUCCAGGAAGGCUUCUACUCUAGCCGACUCCAAUAUCAGUCAGCAGCAACAAGAAGAAACUCUAAUGAUGGUUGGAGCAAUGACUGUGUGAUAAUUGCUGUUCUGUUACUGAUCUUGGCUUUGGUUGCUCUAAUAUUAGGUAGCAUAAGUGUCCACCAAGCAUGAGAGGGCACGUUGCUGGAUCCCACAUCUCAACCAGAUUGUAAUGAUGCUUUUUUAUGAUGAUAUGGAGCACGAACCUGGGAGGAAGUUGAACUGGAACAGAGAAUCAAGUGAUUACACCACUAUGAUACCACCAGGGCUGCUCUUUUGUUCUGCUGUAUGCUUUCGCUUUUCUGUGUCCUUUAUCAGUUUGUUUUGUACAUAUUGCUUUGUUAAGAUUGAGAUGUAGGCUCUGUAUGGCAGGCCUGGUAAUGUAGAUGACAGUGUGUGCUGUGAUGGUUUCAGUCUAUAGGACCAAAGAGAUGAGGACGUCACCAGUCGUCAGAGUGGCAUCGUAUUUACUAGGACUGACACUGACACAGGUUUAUCUUUGAUGAUGGCGUGUUCACCACAAUAAACCUGGUUAUUUGGAGCGUCACAGAUCAAUAUGCAGAACUGUUGUUUGUUAAACAGCUUUUGUUCAUUAUAGAAGUACUUUCACUCCAAGGCGGGUCUUGUUUGUGAUGAUGCUCUGCUCUGGUUUCAGUUCUGCCAUAAUGCUGAGUCAUCAUGUCUCAUCUAGGAGUGCCGAUUCAUGCUUUGUUUUGAUUGAUAAAUGACAACAAUCAGAGUCAGCAUUUACAGUGUGAUUACAUUUUAAUUACGAUUUUGUAUUCUUUUUGUACUGUGGAAGGUUGUGUUUUCAAUAAACCACGUUAUUGGUG